AUGGCAGACAACAGCGGAACAUACGGCAUCAAGGGCCUCCCAAGACCCAAGGAUGCUGUCACUCGUCACCCUGACGGUGGUAUUCCCUAUGUUGAGAACUUGCCAGUACGCUAUGAGAUCUCAGUCCUGGCCAGUUCCACAGACCCAUUGCUCCGAAAGCAAUGGACUCUUUUCGUUCUUGCGCUUGAAAAGUUCAAGAUGAAGUCUGUGAGCGAAAAGCUCUCCUAUUUUCAAAUUGCAGGUAUUCAUGGAUAUCCCGAAGGCGCUUGGGAUAAUGCCCCACCACCAAAACAAGAUCCCAAGAACCCCAAGAAGGGAGAUCAGCCGUAUGGUGGUUACUGUAACCAUAACGGUCUAAACUUUCCGACUUGGCAUCGCCCGUACAUGGCGCUAUUCGAGCAAUGUGUCUGGGACAACAUGAACGAUGUCAUCAACCACUGGGUAAAAGAACACAAACUUGACGAAGACGAGUCAGAACUCGCUCUAUGGAAUGAAGCCAAAGACACCUGGCGCAUGCCAUACUGGGACUGGGCCCGACAGCAGAGCUAUAAUGAAGACUUUGCGUACCCCCAGGUCUUGGUUCAAGGUCCGGUUCGCAUCUUUCCACCCGAACCGUUAAAGAAGUAUUACCCUCCCAGCGGACUCUAUGCCAAUCCAUUCUGGAGUUUUGAGAACCCUGAGAAGGAUGAGGAUGGUAACCCUCGUGCUUUUGGAGAUAUGCCCAAGGGUAAGAGAGAUUACAACAUUGAAGAUGACCCUGUCAAGCACAACCCUGCGCCUCCACGGGAUAAAGAGGAUGUCGCUUGGAUGCCUUGGAGUGAAGCAACUGGAACCAGUAGAUAUGGUAUCUUUAUCAACAAAGGCGCAAAGAAGUUCAUCGGCCUUGAGGGCGUCAACAAUGCCUGGGUAGCUAACAACCAUCUCUCCAACAUGACCUGGUACCCCAUUACGGACAGGCAAAAGGCACAGGCGAAGACCAACAAGGACUUCUAUCUCAAAUGGAACCCUGGUACUCUUGCUGACUCGGUCAACCGCAUGUUCUCACCCAAGUACAACACCACAUGGGGACAGUUUGCCUCGACUAAAUGGACCUAUGAGGGAUAUGGCAAUUCUAUGAAUGGCUUUUUGUCACUUGAGUACAUCCACAACAAUGUUCAUAACAUUGUUGGCGGGUCUGACUUUGCCACUGGCGUUGGGCACAUGAGCGAUGUUCCUGUCGCUGCCUUUGAUCCCAUCUUCUGGCUCCAUCACACUCAAAUCGAUCGUCUCCUCUCUAUCUGGCAGUGCCUCUACCCCAAGCUCUGGUGGGAUCAAAAGGAACCCACCCGACCAGGCGAAGAGAAUGUUCCCGAUGAUACAGAGGAUGAUUAUCUCUACCCAUUCCACGACAAGGACAACGGCGACCCAGUCACCGACGUCUGGACAGCGAGGAAGUGUCGUGAUUGGACUGUCUUCAACUACCAGUAUGAUGAUCUUAUGGACUUGUCUCAGAAGGCCCUCGAUGCCAAGGGAAACCUUGACGAGCCCAAGUUCCAAAAGCUUCUUCAGGCAUAUAUCCACAAGACUUAUCCUUGCACCGAGCACUUGCUUCGGGAUAUCAAGGAUAAUCGACAUGUUCACAUUCCUGCUGGACUUACUCCAGAUGUUCCCAACAUUGAUGACAACUCCUGGAAGGAUUACAUCAUCAACGUGAAGUAUGAUCGUUAUGCCUUGGGUGGACAAUCUUACACUAUCAAGUUCUACCUUGGUGGUCCAACCGAUGAGGCUGUCACUCAUUUCGAGCCACAGAACUUUGUCGGCAGUGUCUAUACCUUUGGUGGUGGCUCUCGCAAGACUCGAGAUUCAUGCGCCAACUGCAAGACUCAAGCUGACGCCGGUGUUCUGUCAUGCGCUCAAGUCCCUCUGACGAUCCAACUUCUUCAUCACACGAUCGACUGUGUGAGAGACCAUCCCAUCACGAAAUUCGAUGACGUUGAGAAGUACCUCGAGCUCCAUCUUCGCUGGAAGUUCUUCGGCUUCGGCGGUUUUGAAGUUGAUGAGGAGGAUCUUGACCCCUUCCACAAGACACAGGUCACUGUGUUGCGAGGAGUGGGACAACCUAACCAUGUUGUUGCCCCCAAGGUCAAGACUUCUGAGUUACAGACAUUCAGCGUUGCGGCUGCUGAUAUCUCAGUGUCUGAGUCGCCUGCUGUUUCCACGAAUGGAACAAACGGUUCAGCUGGAGGGGCGCCAGUCGCUCUUCCUCCUGUUUACAGUGCUCAGCCUUAUGAAGCUUUGCCGGAGAUUACCAACAACAAGUACUUUGGCCUGCAGCAUGAUGGGUCAUACAUGGGCAGUCGUUAA
Fusarium pseudograminearum CS3096 is the source of this 2343-nucleotide messenger RNA. RefSeq lists its product as uncharacterized. Gene Ontology annotation, molecular function: oxidoreductase activity. The record is from RefSeq and is a predicted model, not a curated record. The coding region runs from base 1 to 2343 and encodes 780 amino acids. The transcript is spliced from 6 exons. Lineage: Eukaryota; Fungi; Ascomycota; Sordariomycetes; Hypocreales; Nectriaceae.